GUGAUCACUGACGCCUCCGGCCGGGGAAUGGGCAUUUACUUCCCAUGGCGCCACCUCGGGCUCGUCUCCGCCCUCCCUGCGCAACUCUCCCCUUCCGACAGCUUCGCUGCUGAAGCCCUCACCGUCUGCAGCGCCAUUCAUCGCCUUCCAAGAUGGCGCGCUGCCGGACGUCAUAUCCGUCGUCUCGCCAUUCUCUCGGACAGCGCCAACUCCGUGGCAAUGUAUACCACCCUGUCGGCAUCCCCAGACAUGAACCGCAUGCUAAUCUCGGCCGUCGAUGUCUUGAUCGACUGUGACUGCACCUAUCGUAUUGACCACAUCCCGGGUGAGUACAACCCUGUCGCCGAUGCGCUCUCUCGCGGCCUGCUGGAGAAGGCGUACACCAUCGAUCCCCUCCUGAACAUUGUCACCUUUACACCCCCUCGGGAUGCGCUGGGGGACCGGGAAUUAUGCAUACAUAGCAGUACAUGA
Molecule: messenger RNA, 471 nt
Organism: Epithele typhae
Lineage: Eukaryota; Fungi; Basidiomycota; Agaricomycetes; Polyporales; Epitheliaceae
Exons: 1
Molecular function (GO): nucleic acid binding
Source: RefSeq, a predicted model, not a curated record